Gymnodraco acuticeps is the source of this 1802-nucleotide messenger RNA. RefSeq names its product elongin B (gene elob). The record is from RefSeq and is a predicted model, not a curated record. Gene Ontology annotation, biological process: transcription elongation by RNA polymerase II. Gene Ontology annotation, molecular function: protein binding. NCBI's taxonomy places the organism in Eukaryota, Metazoa, Chordata, Actinopteri, Perciformes, Bathydraconidae. Gene Ontology annotation, cellular component: elongin complex; VCB complex. The transcript is spliced from 4 exons. Bases 82 to 441 code for a protein of 119 amino acids.
GUUGUUCUGUCUGCUGUGAUCUCAGUAGUCGCUGUGCGGUGGAGGCAGUUUUUUUUUCCUGUGUGCAACCAACCGCAAGAAAUGGAUGUGUUUCUUAUGAUCCGACGUAACAAGACAACCAUCUUCACAGAUGCCAAAGAGUCAACCACAGUCUAUGAACUCAAGCGCAUUGUGGAAGGCGUUUUAAAGAGGCCACCUGAAGAUCAGAAACUUUACAAGGAUGACGUGAUGCUCAAUGACAGUCAAACUCUUGGGAACUGUGGCUUUACAAAUCAAACAGCCCGACCUCAGGCCCCAGCAACGGUGGGAUUAGCCUUCCGUCUGAGUGAUGAUUCAUUUGAGCAGCUGAGGCUCGAGUCUUUCUCCACUCCCCCAGAGCUCCCUGACGUCAUGAAGCCCCAGGACUCGGGCAGCACAGCCAACGAGCAGGCUGUACAGUGAGGGAGGGGGCAGGAAGACCAAAGGGACACACGGGGGUCGGAGGGAGAAUGCACGGAUUGGAGGGAGGGUAGAAUUUUGGGAAGUGAUGCUUCCACGGGUGAGUUUUACCAUGCCGACAACAGAUCUUCAGCUGGGCAUAAACAGUUACAAACACGGAUACCCCUUGUUGUAAAUGUGAGGGUGGGUGCUUCAAAGUGGUUUAUUUGUCCUGAAAUCGGUGAACGCAUGCUAGAUAAAUUGAUAAUUUCACACAAGACCCUUCAGAUUCCUGGAGGGCUUGUCACAACACUGUCAGUCACCCAUGGGAUUGGUAACGACUGAACAUAAGAAAUUGUACCUCGUAUUUAAUUCAUUCUAGUCUUUAUUUGGGGUAAGGUUAUUGCUGCCUUACUUGUGUUUUUUAUUUUGCUGGCUUAAACGUUGGAGUUGAUGAGGUGUGACAUGUUUAGGCUUUAUGUUUGUGUGUUUCUUUAUUAAACUAUUACUAGGAUUUAACAUGUUUUUGGUCUUUGGCCUGGAUAUGUGUUGCAACAAUAGCUUGGAUUUUGUGAAUUUCUAAGUUACCAUCUGUAUUUCAAAAACAACCAUAGUAAUCUGAAAUAAAAUAGAUUAACUUGUUGGCAGGAGAUCUGGCAUUUAAGAUGAGCAUUUUCCAGGUUCUUUACCAAUCAGUAGUUGUAGCUGCUCACAGAAGUUACUGAGACUGAAUGCACUCAUUGGUAUUUACAACACAUGUUACGCUGGCAUGGACCUGGUGUUGAAUGUGAAGUUCGACAGGCAGCAAUCAAAAAUAAAUUAAGAGUGAUUUUUUUUUACCUUACCAAUUUCCUCUCCAAUGUUUAUUGCAGCUGAUGACAUCUUAGAGAUGUUGAUGAGAUCUUGACUUUAAUCAGUGGGGCAAACCGUUUUAAUUGAACAGGAAGUUUGUCAUGUGCAAAGUUAUGAACCGUGCCUGUGAAUAGCUGGCUGCACAUCUGACUCUGCAUUGUACCAGAAUCCCUUCCUAUUAAGGUUCAGUUCAUGCUGCAACUUGUGUUGUAUUAUACCUGAUUACCUUAUUUCUUAUAGUUUUCCUGAAGUUAAAAGGGGAAUUAUUAUCUGCACAUUGAAUGAAAUCAAAAAAUCACAUAAAAAGCUGUAUAAUCAAAUUUAAAUAUAACACUGGGUCUUGUGAUCUAGAAAACUACACUUAAAGAAACAACUAAAACCCUCUAUUAGUUACAACAGGAAAUUACAUUCUGACCGUGGGUUGUUGAAUAACAUGGUUGACAUUAACAUUUGCAAGUGGAGGCUGUUAAACAGUAGGACAUGAUCAAAGUUGCACUUGUAAAUGAUUUCAACAUUAAAACAUCUGUUUUUCA